This is a messenger RNA of Neoarius graeffei (lesser salmon catfish), 2456 nucleotides long. RefSeq lists its product as uncharacterized. The transcript has 4 exons. The record is from RefSeq and is a predicted model, not a curated record. Gene Ontology annotation, molecular function: protein binding. Lineage: Eukaryota; Metazoa; Chordata; Actinopteri; Siluriformes; Ariidae. The coding region runs from base 131 to 1444 and encodes 437 amino acids.
UUACUUUCCCGGAAGUCAAGUUACAGGUUUGAAGAGGCGUGUGUGCUGACUGCUGAUUAACAAAACGUCGCGAUAAACAUUGUUUUUAAAUCGAAGAUUAAGUCCAUGCCGUAUUAUUUAUUUUGUUUGUAUGUUAGUGUGCUGGAGGUUGGAGGAGAUGAUGGCGGAAUGGAGACUUCCGGAAGAAGUGUGGGUCCACGUGUUUGAUUUCUUGUCCACUCCGGACAAAUUAAGUGUUCGCUCGAGCUGUAGGUUUUUUAUGAGACUGAUCGACCGCCCUGCUUUGUGGAAGAACACCAGGCUGUAUCUUGAAAACAUCAGCUCGCUCACGGCUCAUUCCUGGAGAACUCUCAGCAGCAGGAGGUCCGGAUCAGUGGUGGUGCUGAAGGCGAAAGGGAAAGAGUGGAGGCAGCUCGCAGUGCGGCUCCCGUGGGUUCACUCAGUGACUGUGGCUGUGUGCUGUGCCACUGCUCUGAACUCACUCAGAGAGUUUAAAAGCCUAACGCGACUCGGGCUGCGGCGGUGUGUCUGUCCCAGUUUAACCCCACUGUCUGCACUGCACCAGCUGUCGCACCUCAGCCUGUGUGAGGUGGUCAGUGCUCCAACCUCUGACAUCAUUCAUGCACUCUCCCAGCUCACUAAUCUGACUUCACUUCACUACCAUGCUUGCAGCAAACCCAUACCUCCAGCAGCAUUUCACCAUUUACUACAGCGCUUGCCAAAAUUAAAACACCUCUCUUUAAAAAUGGGAUCGAAUCAGGGCCCUAUCUCCAAAGAUACCCUCUUUCUUCCACAGGCAAACCACAUACCCGAAGAUCCACAGUGUAGAGUGCCAGCACUGACCAGCCUGGAAUUGCUGAACUACUCGGACCCCAUUCUCUUUCCUGUGGCCCUGCAGGGGAUUCCUUCCCUCAGACUCCUGACAGUGCAGUAUAGAGGCUGGUCUGUGGAACCAGAGCUAUGCCACCUUAAGACAUGGCUGUCAACAAUGCCCCUCCUCUCAGAGCUAAAUAUUUCAUUGGGAUAUGAACUUGGUGCCUACGCUAACUCAGUGCCUGCAACAGUGCAUCGCUUGUCCCUUAAAGGAGUGAUGGCAGAGAUUAAAGCUUUGAGGGAUUUAGCACAACGAGUGCCAGAUCUUCUGCACCUACACUUGGACCUAUAUUUCCAUAAAAAGCAAAGCCUCAUUGCUGAGAUUCCUUGGCUUUUCCCCAAGCUGCAGAGUCUGGCAAUAAGAUACCACAAGGUUCCUGUGGAAGAGCUCCUGGGACUUGCACAGUUGUCCCAUCUUAAGUAUUUAGUCAUUCUGGAUCCUAUCACAGGACCAAAUUCAGCUCUAACGGACUUGACUCAAAAAAUGCACAUCCAGACCAACUAUAGAGUUAAUGUUAUUCAUUUGCCACGAUCAAAAGUCCCAAAUGCUUGUCUUUGUGCAAAUUACUGAUAUUCAGACCUUAUACCAUGUCUGUACUCAGAACCUGAAUUACAAAUUCAUGUUCAGCUCCUUGAUAAAGCUAUGCUUUUUUCCCCCCGUGUUCCUCUCCUUCUUUCCCAUAGCCCGCAAGGGUCAUAGGGGCACCACUGAUGAUAUUUUAACAGUCCAUCAUUGGUGUAUCUGGGGCAUUUAAACUUGGCGGAACCCAUCCCUCUCCAAGCUUGAUCAAUGGACAAUUUAGAUUAGCCAGUUAACCGAACUACAUAUAUUUGGACUGUGGGAGGAAAGUGGAGCAGACAAGGGCAGAGCAUGCAAACUCCACACAGAAAGACCACUGGGCUUGAACCCAGAACCUUCUUGCUGUGAGGCGACAGUGCUAACCGCUACACCACCCCGUUUUCCUCUCUGCCAUGGUGGUAGACCUCCAUUAGGUGCCACUGUAGUCAUACAAAAAAAGUAUCUGUAGCGUGAAUCGCGUGUGGGUGGAGCACAGAGGACGGCAGGACAGAGAUCAGGUUUGUUAACCGGCUUUAUUGCCACACUUUUCAGAGUUGCAAACAGUUUUCACUAGCGCGAGAGAGACACACACACACAGCGUCUCGUCCGGUUCUCCCUCUGCUCUCGCUCUCCCUCCUUAAAUAGGGCGGUUUACUGGGGAGAACACACAAAACACAGGUUAAUGACACUCAGGUGAAGCGAUUCUGCCACUUACCUUCCCCAACUCCGCCCUCCUGUCACAGACCGGUGCUUGACCACGCCCCCGCUGCCACAUACCCCCACCGCCCGACUCAGGCCGGGCGCCCGUCCGGCCCACAGCCGACUCCCCCCCCCCCCCCCCUUGACGGGAGAGGAAGUCCGCCACGACCAUCUGCGCCCCCGGCCUGUGGACCACCUUGAAGUUGAAAGGUUGGAGCGCCAGAUACCAACGAGUGAUCCGCGCGUUGGCAUCCUUCAUGCGGUGGAGCCACUGGAGGGGCGCGUGGUCCGAACAGAGGGUGAAAGAGCGCCCCAGCAGGUAGUA